ACCUCAGAAGAAACCCCUAAAGUGACACUUUGUACUCGUCGUUUCUCUCGGAAUUGUGUAGAAGAAGAUGAUGAAGCAAGCUCGCACUUUGCUCUCCAGGAGCCUUUGCGACCAGCAUAAGUCACUCUUGGAAGAGAAAGUGAGAGCUACGACGUUGCGUGGUUUUGCAAGCUGGUCAGAUUCUUCUCCAUCUAGAGGUGGCUUCUCUGGUCAAAAAGAUGCUGCAAAGCCUAGUGGUCGAGUGUUCGCACCUUAUGCUAUUUUCAAGGGCAAAGCUGCUCUCUCUGUUGAACCUGUUCUCCCCACUUUCACCGAAAUCGAUUCAGGAAACCUUCGGAUAGAGCGUCGUGGAUCUUUGAGGAUGACUUUUAUGCCUUCUAUUGGUGAGCGUAAGUACGAUGGGGGACAGAAACAGUUGUUUUCUUUGUCACCUACGGAAGUUGGAUCCUUGAUUAGCAUGGGUUCCAAAGACAGCUCUGAGUUUUUCCAUGACCCUUCCAUGAAGUCAAGUAAUGCUGGUCAAGUCAGGAAGACAUUGUCAAUUAAGCCCCACGCGGAUGGUAGCGGCUACUUCUUCUCAUUGAGCGUUGUCAAUAACAUCCUCAAUACCAAUGACCGUUUUGUGGUUCCUGUCACAACAGCUGAAUUUGCAGUGAUGAAGACAGCUUUUAGUUUUGCCCUUCCACACAUCAUGGGUUGGGAUCGCGUAAUAGAUCAAGUUGGUACUGGAACGCAGAAGACUACUUCACAACAUCUAACGACUGGUCCUCAGCAUAUUGAGCAGGAGUGGGAUAAAUGAACUGAUAGAGUAGUAGGAACGGAGUAAAUUGGCAAUGCACAUGUUCUUUUUUGUGGAAUUUGGUGCACACAAAAAUCGGCAUGCUUUGUUUUUGAAUCUAACAUAUCCUCUUUUAAGACUUCUAAUCAUAUAGGGCUUCUGCCCGUUUUCAUUAGCA
Molecule: messenger RNA, 956 nt
Organism: Camelina sativa (false flax)
Lineage: Eukaryota; Viridiplantae; Streptophyta; Magnoliopsida; Brassicales; Brassicaceae
Product: single-stranded DNA-binding protein WHY2, mitochondrial
Biological process (GO): regulation of DNA-templated transcription; defense response
Molecular function (GO): single-stranded DNA binding
Source: RefSeq, a predicted model, not a curated record